UUUUGGGUUUCUGCUUCUCCUAUGCGCAGUAUCACACACCAGACCUCUCUGGCUAGUUAAAAGUCUCAUGCCAUCCCCGAUCUUCGAUUUCCCUCCCGUUCCACGUCCUCUUGUUCCCCACACAAGCUCUUUGGCUUCCCGGCUCUUCCCUGAUUUAUCCCGGGGCGUUUGACGCGUUUUUCCCACCCAUCAUUGCUCUGGCCACCGUCUGGACUGCUGGAGAUCAGAGGUCAUCGGUCUCUCUCGGCGGCGGACCAAAACCUCCUGAAGCUUCAAUACCCACUGUUCAACCUCCGCUUCGGUUCCAUCUCACGGCCCAACAGCACGGGGCGUCUCCAGCUCUCAGCCUAUCCUCGUCGCGCGUCCAUCAUCUUCCCUUCCUUUAACCCCCGGACGUCUGCUCCGUUUCUGCGCCACCCCCCGGUCAGUUCCGUCACCUUCUGUCGGGUCUGCAGCUUUCCCCCGGUCCCACAGCGGUCGAGCGUGCGGCAACGUGGUUACACCCUGCUUCGGACGCCAACUCAAAACGACAUCAACACCAAUACCCCCCAGAAAAAAACGGCAAGAACGACGAAAAAGCGAAGAGGAGCCGGUGACCCAAUCCGAAACAUAUCGAGAGCAGAUCAGGAAUAAUAGCCGUUCGUCGAGACUUGAGCUCAUCCAUCCUGUCUUGUUCCCAGAGACGUUUAAUAGGGUUCCCAACAUCAACCAACAAAAGCAAGCCUUGAAAAAAGGCCAACAAAAAAAAGCGAUCUUUCGAUCCCAUCCAACCAUACUACACGGCCGGCCGGAGGCAGGGGAACGAGUUAAACGGUCGAAUCAGACUGCUGGAGUCUAGUGCAUCGUGUUAGCGGCGGCCUCCUCAACCCGCCGUCAAGGCGCCGCCCAGCUCCUUCCUUGCACCUGGCAGCGUCCAGCGUCCAGUCCCGUCGCAGUCGUAUCGACUCUCAGUGCUUCUCUCCGCUUCCGUUCUCUGAGCGGGCGUGCAUUAGCUCGUCAUCUACUCUACAAAGUACGUCCACAGUUCUACUACGCCUGGCACUACACUACGUUAGCUCCCUCAUCGACGCGGCGACGCCUCUCGGGUACGUAACUGGGUUUCCUCAUUACGUCAGUGACGUUCCUUGCCGUUGCGCAGGGGGUGCCGUGUGCGGUACGGAUACGUUUUGUUUGAUUCUUUCCUUCCUUCCCUUUCCUUUCCUGGGGACGUUCGAGUAAUCCUUGAAGCCCGCAGUUGAAUUGAGACUGAGACAGCGAGUGACCACUGUGAGGUGGAUGAGGUGAGGGGCAUAGAGAGAGAGACAGAGAGGGAGCUGUGGCCUAGGGGAACGUUCUGUCCCACGAAUGGCGUCACAGUGAAAGCAUCCCCUUUGGAUGUUUUUUUUUCCUUCUUGCGUCUCUCUCUUUUUUAUCUCGUUCUGUUGUUGAACCGUCUUUUUUCUCCCUUGCUAUUGAUGCAAGUCACAUUUUGAGCAUUCUAUUGCAUUUCCAUACUAAUCCCAUCCAAUCUUCAUCUGCCCAAAUUCCGCCUCACCCUCCACCUCUGUCUCUCAGUUCUCCCGUUGGUAGGUAAAUUGCCUUUUUCGCUCAGUGACAGGACCCGUCACACGUUCACUGUCCGGCUCAACUUAGACUCACGCUAGAGGUCCAUCAUCCCCGUCCCAUCCCGUCCCAUCCCACCCUCUCUCUCAUCGUCGCCCAAGAGGGCGAGAACGGGGGGGGGGGAAAUACACUCACAUACACAGAGAGUCGCAGUGAGAGUAAGGAGAUCCACUUUGGAAUAUUCUCGAGAAAACAUUGCAGAAAAAAGAACACUCCAAGGAGGAGACAAUCCUCUCUCUCUCUCUCCCUCUUUUUCUCUUACUUCACUCACUCCCUUCCCUCCGAUCGAUCCCUCGCAGCUGCGUCAGUCGCCCAGUGGUCCAACCGUUUUUUCUCAUCUCACAAGUUUUUGUUUCCCUUGACGCAUGUACCUGCGCCUGCGCCCGACCUCUUCCGCAAAUCAUUACGCAAGGCUCAGACUCUGGCUUGUCCCGGACAAGGAACUCUCGGGGGGAGCAGGGGGGAAAAGCUCAAGCUAACGGAACAUUUUUUUGCGCAGCUCCCAGCUCAUAGGUACCUGCACACAUACCUACAUCAUCAGCACCGGCAACACACCUCCUAGGAACUGGAGCACCUUGGCGACGUACGAAUACAGAUACAGAGACCAGACACACACUUUCAUCUCACCCUGGCCUAAUCCACUUUCACUCUUACUCUCACUUUCUCGCUCAUCCACUCUCAAUUCACUGCCCAGCCCGACCUCACUCUCUGGGCUGUGUUUGAGACAAACAUAAACCCAAUCACAGCUCGCCUCUGCUGCACGCCACAAGCCUCACUCUCCAUCUCCCUUCUCCUCUACCACCACCACCACCUCCUCCUCCUGUUCUUCCUUUUGCCCAAUACAAUUGCACAGUCACAAGAGGAGAGAUAGAGAAUUGCCGGAUCCCAUCCUUGGUAUCCAAUCCCAUCCUAUCCCAUCCCAUUCACGACACAACUACAAUCGAACGAACACCACCCAUCUCCCUCGCGUCUCGACAACCGGCGAUCCCUCCCCAAUUCUGAACGAGGCCGCAGCUCCAAGCUCAACCGCCCUACUUUUUUCCUCCUUGGCUUCCGACCUUUCGACUCCCUCUUCCCACAUGUUUUGCGCUACGAAAAGCUGCUCAUAGCUCCUGUCUCCCAUUUCUUCACCAAAACCUCCAACUCCGACUCUUUCGUAUCCUCCUCCGACAUUAGUUGCGACCUCUACUCUUCGCCCUCGCUGUCUUCGGCAAACAACCUCUCCGUGGGCCCUUUCGCCCUUUCGCCCUGUUUGCUUUCUCUUCCUGCACGAUAAUCCAGAAAGCUACAGACAGUAGCCGAGUCGCCCAAGAUGACUGUCUUCAUCGCAUCAUUAUUCCUCCCCAAAACCGUCCACUUCGCCCUUCCCGGCACCCCACAACGGGGAGACGCUUUGCGCCGCGCCAGAACCGACAAGCCCAAACGUCCCGAAGCCGAUCGCCAGCCGAGUCUCUUCAACCCGAUCCGCGACAUCACGCCCCCGAUCACGCCCACUGAAGAAGUAGCCGCCAAGGACCCCUUCACGAACGAGGAUGGCUUCCGCAUCUUUCCCGAGGAGGAGCGCAAGCUUGGUGCCCCCAUCGACAAGGGCUCCCCCAAAUGGGGUGCUCGAGCAACCCAGCCCAAGUCGCGCGCGAGCUCGCCUCCGCCCGCCAUCAUCGCCGAGCACAGCCGCACACUCGAGAAGGCCAGGGAGCUGGGCCGCCAAGGCGUCACGCAGCCUCGUCCUCUCGCUAGAAGCGACAGCCACGACCGCGUCUUCGCCCACGCCAACUGGCGCAUUAUGAAUGCCGACCAAGGCAACGGCGGACUGCGCAAUGCCGCCGAGGCCGCCGCCCGCGACGGCAAGCUUGGCGAGUACACCUGGGUCGGCACUCUUGGCAUGCCCACCGACGCCAUCGAUGGCUCCCAGCAGAAGCAGGACAUCGAGGACCGCCUAGCCACCGAGCACGACAUGCUCGCCGUCUUCACCUCGGACAAGGACUUUGACGGCCACUACUCGCACUUUUGCAAGCAGAUCCUGUGGCCCGUCUUCCACUACCAGAUCCCUGACAACCCCAAGAGCAAGGCCUUCGAGGACCACUCAUGGAAGUACUACGUCAACGUCAACCAGGCCUUCGCCGACAAGAUUGUUAAGAACUGGAAGCGCGGCGACGUCAUCUGGGUCCACGACUACCACCUGCUGCUCGUCCCCGGCAUGGUCCGCAAGAAGCUGCCCGAUGCCAAGAUCGGCUUCUUCCUGCACGUCGCCUUCCCCUCGUCCGAGGUCUUCCGAUGCCUGGCUGUGCGCAAGCAGCUCCUCGAGGGCAUGCUCGGCGCCAACCUCAUCGGCUUCCAGAUCCACGAGUACACCCGCCACUUCCUCCAGACCUGCAGCAGGCUGCUCAACGUCGAGGCCACCACCGACGGCCUCCAGCUCGAGGACCGCUUCGUCGACGUCGUCAACUUGCCCAUCGGCAUCGACCCCGUCAGCCUCAGCGAGCACCGUGGCGACAACGACGUCAAGACGUGGGUCGAGAUCAUGAGGGAGCGCUACCGCGGCAAGAAGCUUAUUGUCGCUCGCGACAAGCUUGACCACGUCCGUGGCGUCCGCCAGAAGCUACUGUCCUACGAGUUGUUCCUCAACAAGAACCCGGAGUGGCGCGACAAGAUUGUUCUCAUCCAGGUGGCCCUCUCCGGCAGCGAGAAGUCCGACUUGGACGCGACUGUUAGCGACAUCGUCACCCGAGUCAACUCCUCAUGGGCGAACCUGGCCUACCAGCCUGUCGUCUAUCUCAAGCAGGAUAUCGAUUACCCGCAGUACCUUGCUCUGCUGACCAUGGCCGACGCCCUGAUGAUCACGAGCCAGCGCGAGGGCAUGAACCUGACGUCGCACGAGUAUCUCUUCUGCCAGGACGGCGAGGUCUUUUCCGAAAAGAAGCACGGCUCGCUGAUCCUGUCCGAGUUCACCGGCACGUCGUCGCUCUUUGGUGGCAACGAGCUGGCAGUCAACCCCUGGGACUACCGCCAGUGCGCCGACGCCAUCAAGAAGGCGCUCGAGAUGGGAGACGAAGAAAAGGAACGCCGGUGGCGCGCCCUCUACUCGGCUGUUAUGCACCACACCGGCUCGCACUGGUUCAGCGAGUUCUUAUCGCGCCUGGACCGCGUGUACGACGAGCAGCACAAGCACGACCAGACCUCUGUCCCGCGCCUCAACAUCAACACCCUGGCCGCGAGAUACCAGCGCAGCGACCGCCGGUUGUUCAUUCUCGACUACGAGGGCACCUUGGUUAGCUGGGGUCCGAUGAACCAGAUCAUUCCCGUCAGCCCUCAGCGCACUUUGGACGUCCUCAAUGAACUGUUGCUCGACGAGCGCAACACUGUCUACAUCAUGUCCGGUCGUCGCCCCGAAGAGCUUGACCGACUGUUCCGCCGCGUCCCGAACCUUGGCCUCAUUGCCGAGAACGGCUGCUUCCUCAAAGACUGCGGCAAGAACACAUGGCAAGAGAUGGCCGACAGGGAACAGAUCUCAAGCUGGAAGGAGUCGGUCAAGUCGAUCAUGACCUACUACCUCGAGCGUACGCCUGGCGCCGAGAUUGAGGAGCGCCGUUGCAGCCUGAUUUUCCACUACAAGAGCGCCGAGGACUACGAGUCUGCGGCCCGCCAGGCUUCGGACUGCGCCAGCCACGUCAACGACGCGUGCGAGGAGCAGCGUGUCCACGCCAUCCCCCUCGACGGCUCCAUCGUCGUGGAGCCCAUCGACUGGACCAAGAGCACUGCCGCCGAGAAGAUCUUUGAAGACCUGCGCAUCCACAUGGAGCCCGAUGCGGAACACCAGAGCCCGGUCGACUUCCUCAUGGUUGUGGGAGACGGACGUGAGGACGAAAAGGUGUUCAAGUGGGCCAACGCCCUUGGUCGCGACAAGGUGGUCGAAGAUGUUGUGACUGUCAGCCUGCACAGCCGUAACACCGAGGCCGGUUUCACUCUGACACAGGGUGUGAGCGGUGUGUUGCUGGCUCUUCAGAAGCUCGCCACAACCCAGUAAGCUCGCUCGAUGAGCUUGAAGUUGUUCUUCAAAGAUCAAGAUCAAACAGAGCCCCGCUGCAACCUUGGGUUAUUACCGUCGGAGCACAUAUUUGAUGGCUGUUGACCUGGUCAUAACACCAGGCAGAUUAUACCACAGUUGGGUUAGCAUACAUAGGGCGGGAUGAUGGAGUGUGAUGGCGUAUAAAACAGGAAGCCAGGGUUUCGUUUCAUUUCGUUUGGCCUUUUCUUUUUUUAUUUCUUUUUUUCCAUCCUGGACUUCUGGACGAUGGAUCAUGAACACGGGGUUUUUUUUGGGACGGGAGUGAGGAACAAUCAACGACUUUGCAUUGGCGCGCAUCAUUUGCAUCGAGGGGCAACCCUCGCUCAAAGGAAUAUUCCUUAAUGUUUUUUUUCCCUCUGUUGUUUUUUUCUUUUACUCUUUUAUUGCGUCAUGUUUCUCUUCUUUCUGGUUUCCCAGUUACUUGCAAUGCACCUCACAUGAGUCUGAACGCUUUAGUUUUGUUUGCUUGCAACCAGCUGCGGGACUCAACGUGAAAGCUUGUGAUGCUGCUGAUCCCCUCGAAAGUUGAACACCCCCCAAGUACACACAAAAAUAACACCCCCCCCCUACUCUCUUGUACUACCACCACGUCUCUGGUUUCAUAGUUGCGUUUGCGUUUUUUACAUUUUGUUUGCUGUAUGUAAUAGCAUCAGGUCGGGUGCUGAGAGGCAUCCUGUGUAUUUGUACCCCAAUGAGGGAAGAAUGGAGGGAAGAAUGGAGAGAAGAAUCAAGACUUAGACAAGGCAAGGCUUGGUUAGAACCAUGAAGCACCUGGAUGUUCCAUGCCAUCCAACAUUCGAGAGUAAUGAAGUUCACGUUC
Messenger RNA from Colletotrichum destructivum, 6488 nucleotides. RefSeq names its product Putative glycosyl transferase, family 20, HAD-superfamily hydrolase, subfamily IIB, HAD superfamily. NCBI's taxonomy places the organism in Eukaryota, Fungi, Ascomycota, Sordariomycetes, Glomerellales, Glomerellaceae. The record is from RefSeq and is a predicted model, not a curated record. Gene Ontology annotation, cellular component: cytosol; alpha,alpha-trehalose-phosphate synthase complex (UDP-forming). Gene Ontology annotation, biological process: trehalose biosynthetic process. Gene Ontology annotation, molecular function: trehalose-phosphatase activity. The transcript is spliced from 4 exons. Bases 2915 to 5626 code for a protein of 903 amino acids.